AUGAUACCCCUUCGCUCUUUUCGCUCGGGCCUCAGCCUCAGCCUCAGCCUAAGAAUAAUAGCCCAAUUGGCAUUUCUGUCCUCUUUCACUCUUCGUCUCUCCGCCGCUACGACUUUUACAGCGUCCGAUGACGAUGACAUGCGAUCCUAUGUCACGCUCCCCAACCACCGCAUCAUCAAAUGGAACAUCACCUACCAUGACCGCCACGCCGUCGCCCCGGGAUACUGGUUCGUCGCCCCGUACUGGGUCACCGUCGGCGAGCCCUACACGAACCGGUGGAUGCCCUAUCAAGUCGGUCCGCAUAUUUUCGAUCAGGAUGGCGAACUUGUCUGGACGGGCGCCGAAUUCACCAACAACCGCAACGCCUUUGAUCUCCGCGUCAUCGAAAACCAACCCGGCAAGCCACAGCUCUCCAUGAUGGUUCAGACGGGCAUCGGUCUCGCCCUCGAAGAUGCAAAUGGAACGGUCCUGAAUAACCGGUACCAGGUCACCGGGAGUAUACCUGUCAACGACAAGCACGAGUUCUACGUCUACGCGCCCGGACGGGCCCUGGCGAUUCACCACCGACGGGAGGCCGUCGAUCUGUGGGAGAUCGGACUGCCGGGGGUAUUCAGGCUCGUGAAGUUCCACGGGUUUCAAGAUGUCGACAUCACGACGGGUCGCGUGCUCUUUGAAUGGGACUCCCAGGGUAAGGUCCCGCUGGAUGAAUCGGUCAUUGCGGUGGAGGCGGGCCCGGCUGAUGAUCCGGCGGACUAUCUGCAUGCGAACUCGGUGGAGAAGACCAAGCAUGGCGAUUAUCUUAUGUCGUGUCGUCAUUCCAACACUAUAUAUCUCAUCUCAGGCCGAGAUGGGACCAUCAUGUGGCGACUGGGCGGGAAGAGGAAUUCCUUCAAGAAGGAUUUCACCUUUUCGAAGCAACAUCACGCCCGGAUCAUCAGCCACAGCCGACAACACAUGAUCAUGUCGUUCUUGGAUAACGCCUCCGAUGACGAUAUCACCGAUGAGUACGUUUCCACCGGACUGAUCGUCGACUUGAACCUGAUCACGCGCGAAGCGACGGUCUUGAAUCGCUACGAUCGCCCCGAUGGCAAUUUCACCCGGAAGCGCGGAAACACCCAGCUCCUUCCGAAUACCAACGUGUUUAUCUCCUGGAGUGACGAUGGCUAUAUCAGCGAGUUUGCUCACGAUGGACGUGUUCUCAUGGAGGCCCGCUUCGCCAGCGACCGCUUCAGUAACUACCGCGCCUACAAGUAUCCGUGGUCUGCUCGUCCUGCGGAGCCACCUACCCUUGUGGCGUCUGUGCAUGGGACCAAUGGGUCCGAACUGUCAACUCAGUUCCAUGUCAGUUGGAACGGCGCGACGGAUGUCGAAUUCUGGCGGUUCUGGGCGCAAUUCAACUCGACGAGCGAGAGGGUGAUGAUCGGAACGGUUCCGAAGAAGGGGUUCGAGACGACUUUCGUCGCCCGGGGUUAUAUGGAUCGGGUGGUGGUGGAGGCUGUUGACGCGCAUAACAAAUCUCUGGGUGUUUCGUCUAUGCUGAGAACUACUCCGCCCAGCUACUGGCCUGAGGGCGCUGAGUUGCCCAUGGCUGAUGAUCCAGCUGUCUUGCUCUUUCCCCCUGCUGUUCGACAGCCCCGUCCGUGGGAAUCGCUGUGGAUCGGGAUCUCUGCCACUGUUCUGGGUGCCGGUACGUUGAUUCUGCUUUCCAUCGCGCUGUAUUCGGUCGUUCGACGACGCAUUGCAGCGCGUUAUUCAACGUUCCCCGAGGAACUGGUGGAGCCUCUCAUGCUGCAACGGACAGGCAGCGAAACCCCUUGAUCGAUCCUUGUCCGCGGCACCUUUUUUGUACAUUUAAUUUUCUUUCGGGACUUGUUAGCCAGCGUAUAUGCGCGGAGAAAUCCAUCGAUAGCCAACACAAGCAUCAAGCUUGACCCUUGCAUUAAGCAUCAGACCCCCGUCUCUGCUGCAGCUCAAGAUGUUACAGCGCUAUCCAAUGGGGGAACGGUCCGCGGCUUGUCAACUGUGACAAGGAGCUUC
This is a messenger RNA of Aspergillus heteromorphus CBS 117.55, 2037 nucleotides long. RefSeq lists its product as uncharacterized. The transcript is spliced from 3 exons. Bases 1 to 1818 code for a protein of 605 amino acids. Lineage: Eukaryota; Fungi; Ascomycota; Eurotiomycetes; Eurotiales; Aspergillaceae. The record is from RefSeq and is a predicted model, not a curated record.